Molecule: messenger RNA, 428 nt
Organism: Acanthoscelides obtectus
Lineage: Eukaryota; Metazoa; Arthropoda; Insecta; Coleoptera; Chrysomelidae
Source: the annotation of a GenBank genome assembly
GGACAUUUUACGAUAGUAUAAAGUGCGUAUUUUAUGCUUGAGUUGUGGAUUUUCACAAAUCAUUAUUUUUUGAUAUUGAACUGUUACCUGUUGAACAAUGGUGCGAUCGUGUUAUGUGUGCAAGAUAAACAGCAGUAAUCCAGAAUCGGCCAAUUUAUCAUUCCAUCGCUUCCUGACGAGUUUAUAUGAAUAUAUAUCCAUCACUAGCAGUAUGAUACAAUUUAAAGAUGUUCUGGGUGUAGUUCAUCAAGUACAAAAAUAUCCACAUACACAAUCUUCAUGCAACUUAAGUAAACGUGAUUUUGCCAUGAUUUGAUUAUAUUUUUGUGCUAACUAGUUUAUAAUCAUUAGACAGAUCAUUGGUGUAAGACAUGUGUUUACAAUUUUAGACUCCCAUCUGACCCAGCAAAGCGCAUUUUAUGGAUUUC